Molecule: messenger RNA, 3323 nt
Organism: Lucilia cuprina (Australian sheep blowfly)
Lineage: Eukaryota; Metazoa; Arthropoda; Insecta; Diptera; Calliphoridae
Gene: Mink
Product: titin homolog
Exons: 5
Coding region: 136-2907 (923 amino acids)
Source: RefSeq, a predicted model, not a curated record
GUGUUCUGCCAUUUUUAAAAUUAACGACAUAAUAAAAUUGUACAACAAACCAGCGGGACGCGUUUAUAUCGAAAAUUUGUUGAAGGAUUAAUAUUUGUUUUUGUCUUUGUGUUAUAUUAAAAAUUCAUUGGAAAAAUGGAGUCUAUGGAUCAUAGGGAACUAAAAAAGUCAACAAGACGUUCAAAGAAAGUUAAAAAUUUAGAAGAAGAAGUAGAGUUAAUUUUUUCUCAAGAUGAAACUGAUGAGGAUGCCAAGGAAAAUCUUGAGGAAAUAUUACCUAAAACUCCUUCCCGUCGUGAUGGACGUAAGAAUGCAGCAACAACUCCCAAAGCAACAUCACAAGCAGUACUUCAAGAAAAUCUCCAAACACCUCGUCGAAGUUGCAGGAAGAGUAUUAGACCCACACAGGAAUACGAUGAUAUUGUAAAUAAAUCUUUGCGAUCCUGCACACGAUCGGCUAAAAAACAUUUGUUGGUUACUGCAGAGGAAGAAAUGGAGGAAAAUUUUGAAAAUAAAGACGAAGAAAAAAUGCAGCCAAAAUGGACCCCCGCAAAGGUGGGCAGAGUCUCCCAAAAGCGUAGCCGUAAGUCUCGUCGUAACGACAAGGGUAAAAAGACGGCUAAAGAAAUUGAUGAGCAAGAAAAAGAAGAAACAAGGGAGUACAAAAAUAUAAUGGAAAAAGUACGGGAUCAUGAGGAGGAAAAAACAAAAUGUGAAAAAGAUCUGGAGGAUGUAAAACAUUCCGAAUUGGUUUUAGUUGAAUAUACAAAGGAAGAAAAAGAAAUGGAUAAAGCAAAUAAAGAUAUUGAAAAUGUAACAGCUAAUCAAAGGGAGAAACAAGAUAAUGAAAAAUCAUUCAAAGGGGAUGAGGAAGAAAUUGGUGAUAUAGAUAUGGAUGUAUCAGAAGAAAUUCAGGAUGAAGAUGAGAAAAAAACAAAAUGUAAGAAAUAUAUCGAGGAAGUAAAUGUUACCGAACUUAUUUCAGUUGAGGACGCAAAGGAGAUAGAGGAACAAAUACAUUCAAAUAAAGAUCUGGAAGAGGAGAAAAUUGAGAAAAUAGUUGAAACUCAAAUUCCACAAAAAGUGAAUAAUGAAGUUGAUAAUUAUUUAGAAAAUCGUGAGGACUCAAUACUAUUAGUGCAAGAUGACAGUGAGGAGUGUAAAGAAUUUGAACAAAAAGCAGAAGAUGACAUAUGUAUUGUAUUUGAAAAUAAUAUAAGCAACUGCGAAAUUAAAGAGCAAAUGGAAGAAAAGGAAAAAGACUCCUUUGGUAGCUACUUGAAACAAAAGCAGAUAAACAUAUCAGAUCUGGGUUUAAAUCUUUUAAAAGAUGAAGAGGAAGAAAGAGAAACUACAGAAAUAGAUGAUGAAAUAAAACAAACCGAAGAACUCGAAGAUAUGCCUUCUCUUAUAAUGUGUGAUGAUGACGAAGAUAAUGGUGAAGAUGACGGAAAAUCUAGUAUUAAAUUAAAUGAGACUUUUGAAGCUACUGAUGCUACAGAAGGAACAGUUAUAAAUAUAAAAAAUACGGAAAGUGAUGAUUCUAAAAAAGAAAUUGAGAAGAUUAUUGAAAAUUCUGAAAACCCCAAUGAAGAAAUAAUGGAAACUUUACAAAUGUCCGAUGAUGAUGAUGGUGAAACACCUAGAAAACCUCCUCGUGUUCAAAAACAUACCCCACUACCACAAAAAGUACUUAAGGAUUCUGCUGUAAAAAUAAACCCGAAAGAUAUUGUUUUACGCGGUAUACGUAAACGCUCACUCUCGGUUUGCAUCAAUGGUGAUGCGCAGAAAUGCCAGAAAUUAUUGGCAGGUCCUCUGGCUAAAGCUAAACAAGAUCGCAUGGUUAGCUUUUACAGUCCGGCUAAUCAGCAAACUAUUAUCGAAGAUCUAGACAAAAUGAUAGCUAAAAGUUUAAAGAAACAAAAGUUACAAGAAAACAAAGAUAUCUCAAAUAAAUUUGUUACAACAAGACGUAAACGAUCCAUAUCACUGGAUGAAUCCACCAUGUCUUCUUCAUACAUUUCAAAAUUACCACGACCUGUUAUGAACCAAAAUUUGUCAGGUAAAACUCAAACAUUCACUUCUACUUCAAAACCAUUAUCACGCACAAAAUUACCCAAUUUUGCUGCUAUACAUGAGAAACAAUUUAAAAAAAUGGAAAGUUUGGUGGAUCAUGUUAGUCGUAAACAAGAACGCUCUAAAAAUUUAAUAAAUUCAGCAACAAAAUUAAGACCAGUUUCAGCUCAGAAAAACAUCUCCAUAGUAAAAAAUAGCCAGAAUAUCACAAAUGAAAAACCAAAGGCUCUUAAGAAAAUUGAUUUGGGAGCUAACACCAACACACAACUAAAAAAAUCUCAAUUUAAUGCCACUGCAACUACAGAUCUAAAUAAAACCCAAGAUGUUUUGCCUGUUAUUAAUUUACCUGACCCAAGAUUAGCUAACAAUAGUAAAUUGAUAAAAUCUGGAACAAUUUCGCGCCGUCCACCACAACAACAGCCAAUUCGAAAUUAUCUAAAACCAACACAAACAACAAAUAUUGAAAAAGCGGGACCAACGAAGCCUACAUUUAAUCUUUCAACAUCGUUAAUAGCAAAAUCAACAUUUUCAUCGAAUUUAGCUCAAAAGCCAAAAGUGGGACCAACGAAACCCACAUUUAAUCUCUCAACAUCGCUAAUGAUGAAGCCAGCUACAUCUUCAACGAGUUUCGCUGAAAAAGCUAAUACUUCUCACAUGAGUAACGAGGAUAAAAUGGCUUCACGUUUACAACGUCACAUGGAUUUGUUUAAAGGUCGUGUUCCGUCGGCGAGAGCAGGAGUAGCGUCACGUCGAAAUGAGACUAUAUUGAAAGGUGUUCGAUCAAAUCGUCGUUUUGAAUUACAAAUGCAACAUCGUAAAAAUUUGGACUAAUAAGUUUAUUUUAUGUUUUAUUUUAUUUAAUUAAGUUAUUUUUUGUUGGCUUUAAUUUAAUUUGUUCUCUUUAUAUUAUAUGUAUGCAUUUUCGAUUAAUAUUUUUGGUCCAUUCACAAAUUAAGUGUGUAUUUUGUAAAUUCGAUAUAUGUUUGUGAAUGUUUUAAAUAUGUUUUAAACAGUAAAAACUAUACAAAAUAAUUUUAGUACAUAAAUUAUAUUUGUUUAGUAUGAAAUUUUUAUUGCUUGAAAAUUUUACUUUGGCUUGAAAUAUAUACAUAUUUCAUUUGCAAAGUUUUAAGACAUAUUUUCGUUUAGUGUAAUAUAUUUUUUAUAAAUUCGUGAAUGUAAUAAUAUUAAUUUGUAUGUCUUAUUUGUAUGUAAUAAACCCCCCAAUUAAAACAUUAAAACAAAAA